Molecule: messenger RNA, 2363 nt
Organism: Schistocerca serialis cubense
Lineage: Eukaryota; Metazoa; Arthropoda; Insecta; Orthoptera; Acrididae
Product: peptide transporter family 1-like
Exons: 15
Coding region: 1-2073 (690 amino acids)
Biological process (GO): transmembrane transport; oligopeptide transport
Cellular component (GO): membrane
Molecular function (GO): dipeptide transmembrane transporter activity
Source: RefSeq, a predicted model, not a curated record
AUGUACAAGAAGAUGAAACUGACAGAUGACGAAAUUAGAAAUUUGCUUGAGAGUUCAGGCAAUGAAUUUAGUGGUGAACUAUACGAAAGCUCAAGCAGUGAAACUGAAGAUGUAGUCAUGGAAAUUCCAGAUCAAGUAGUUUCUGACAGCAGCGAGUUGGAUGAAAGUGAACAGGAUACACACAAGGAAUGGACAAAGAACUACCUGACAAAGAGUUCUGGAAGAAAUAAGUACCUGAAAGAUCUUGCUCGUGAACUUUGUGACCUCAACAUGAAAAGACACGCUCAAAAUGCUGUAGGCCUACACUCAAAAUACACUACAGCAUUAUCAACUUUUGGGUAUGAGUGUAAUCAAAAUCAAGGUGCUGUGAGCAGAGGAAACAACGUUAUGGAGCCGCGAUGGAAAGUAACACGUGCAGCUGUGCAUAAUCUGCCAAAGAAAGGACACUGUUACUUAUGCACCAGAAGCAAAGACCAUUCUAGUGGUUACGAUGAAAUAUCAACAAAGUUAAUUAAGGAACUUCCAAAGGCUGUGUACCUCCUCAUUGGUGCAGAAUUUUGUGAAAGAUUUUCCUUUUGUGGCAUAAGAACAAUAUUGUCGCUGUAUCUGAGGAAUAACUUACUAUUUGAUGAAAAUACUUCCACAGUUAUAUAUCAUGUAUUCAUAAUGCUAUGCUACGUAGUUCCAUUGGUUGGAGCCAUUUUAGCAGACAGUUUCUUGGGAAGAUACAAAACAAUCUUGUAUUUUUCUCUCAUAUACACUGCUGGAAACAUCUUACUGUGUCUUGCUGCCAUUCCUCCAAUUUCUCUUCCUCCAGUAUCAUGUUCAUUGAUUGGACUGUUACUUGUAGCUGUUGGAUCAGGUGGAAUAAAGCCUUGUGUUGCAGCGUUUGGAGGAGACCAGUUCCACUUGCCAGAGGAAGAAGAACUGCUUGACAAAUUUUUUUCCUAUUUCUACUUCAGCAUUAAUUUUGGUGGAUUCAUUGGAAUGAUAUUUACACCCAUUUUACGCAAAUCAUUUAUGUGCUUUGGAGAUGAUCAGUGCUAUGCAGUUGGAUUUGGGUUCCCAGCUCUACUUGUCAUAUUGUCAUUGUAUCUGUAUGUUUUUGGUAAGGAUCUAUUCAGAAUCAGAUGUCCAAAGGAAAACAUUAUACUGAAGUUUAUAUGCUGUACGUAUUAUGCUGUUAAAAGAAGACUGGAAUCUAAAGUCCUUUACACUGAUCACUGGCUGGAUGCAGCUAUUGAAAAAUACAGUGAGAAGUUAAUAGAUGAUAUGAAAAUUGUGUUCGGAAUUUUUUUUCUAUUUAUUCCAGUUCCAUUAUUUUGGAGCUUAUUUGAUCAACAGGGUUCACGGUGGACAUUUCAAGCUUCACGUAUGCGUGGGGAUUUUCUGGGAAUGCAGCUGAUACCAGAUCAGAUGCAGGUCUUAAAUCCUGCAAUUGUUCUGGUACUAAUUCCCUUGUUUGACAGAUCAAUUUAUCCUGUAAUUGGAUAUAACAACACAGUGUCAUCACUUUUGACAAAAAUGUUUGCUGGUGGCAUCAUUGCAAGUUUUGCUUUCAUCACUUCUGGAGCGAUAGAGAUUAAACUAGAGGAAUCGUACCCAGUCCUUCCUGAAAAAGACAGUACUCAUUUGAACUUCAUCAAUACCGUGCCAUGUAGAAUUGAAAUUGUUAAUCCUUUCAAUGGCUUACAAAUAGUUAAUGGUUCUUCAAACUUUGUAUUUAAGAAUGUGAACAUAAAAAAUAUAACUGCUUAUGACUUCAUGGUUUUUGCUCCAUCUGAAUGUAGUCACUUGUUGAUUACUCAACAACAGCUAUACAUUAAUGUGUUAACCUCUGAACAACAGGUAGAGGAGAUAAUUAUAUGUGCAGUAAAUUCUCAGCUAAUGGCCUACGUUACACAGUUUGAAGAUCUGAACAAAACUCUGAGUGGAAAAUCGAAAAUUAGGUACAGUUCAGAAUAUAUGGAUCUUCAGUAUCGUAUGAUAAAAAAUCACUUACAUAAGAGGCAGGAAUGUGCCUCCAAAUUCAGCAGUUGUAUUCAAAGGAGGUACUGGCAUUCAGGAUCUUAAUUUCACUCAAGGAGAGACAUUUAGUACUACAGAAUUUACAGAGCUUGAAGCAGGAAAGUACACUUACUGCUUGAGUGUUGAUAACAGUAUGAGUUCAGCCACCUGUUCAGAAGUGCUUCUGCAUCCAGGAGGAGUUUACAUUUUAAUUCUUCAGCAAGAAGGCUAUAGUUUUGUGAGAUCAGCUUCAGGGAAGGAAAUAGAGGCAUAAAACGCUUAUGUGAAUUUUGUCUGUACUCUGACUCUUUCUCCAAGCUGUGAAGUCAGUGGUUCCAAGGAAAAUGGUACCACAG